Uranotaenia lowii is the source of this 3167-nucleotide messenger RNA. RefSeq lists its product as uncharacterized. The coding region runs from base 93 to 647 and encodes 184 amino acids. Lineage: Eukaryota; Metazoa; Arthropoda; Insecta; Diptera; Culicidae. The record is from RefSeq and is a predicted model, not a curated record. The transcript is spliced from 4 exons.
UUCAGUGACCAGUGUAACAGUAGCCGCGAUCGGAUGUGCAAUCGUAAUCGAUCCGAGCGGAAUUAAGUCACAUACCCAUUGAAGAAGAGAGAAUGGUCGAAGGAAACAGAUCGUCUACAGUGGUGAGCUUCCUGCUGAGUCCCCGGCUUUAUGGGUUCAUCGUUGGAAUCCUAAGUUUGUGGGCCAUGCUGGCAGCCAUUUCCGCUUCCGUUUAUCUGCUGGUGAAAUACGACGACAUCAGGGAGGUGCCGGAAAGUUUAAAACCGUACUACAGCCAUGCCACCGUCGACGUCGUUCUGAUAUCGCUAAGCUUAGUCAUUGUCGCCAUCUAUAUGAUUGGCAUCUUCAAAGCCAACGAGCUCUAUUUGAUGCCGUUCUUAGCGCUACUCGUGGUGGACUUUUCGGUCUACAUUGUGUCUGAGUCGAUUGCCCGGAUUAAGGUUGACCCCGAAAGUGAAAUCGAUGAAGCCCCAAACGGAACGGAAGGCCGGUGGAAGAAAAAUCUCUCCGAAAUUGUUGUAUUCACGUUAAUGUUCGUAACAGUCGUUCAUCUCUAUCAGACCUUCAAAUAUCAGAGGCACCUGAAGGGCCAAAGUUCAGCCGGCUAUCGGUCCAUUUCAGAGAACGACGAAACGGUGGGCAUGUAAGGUGGAAUUGCAGCAAUUUUUUUUCGUGAUUUGAGCACCGAUCCGUAACCUAACUGUAAAUAUUAUUGAAAUGAUAUACUAACUAGACGUAACUGUUACUUGAUAUUAGAAAAUACAAUAGAUAUGCUUUUUGCAUGUUUAAGGUCCCGAGAAUCAAUCCAAAAGUGAUGGCAUUCUUAUAAUUUUAAGAUUAAUUUAAGUUAUUGUAAAUUUCUACAUCCAUAGUAAUCCUCGAAACCAAAUGAAUUCAAAUUUACAGUUUUUUUCAGUUUUACUUCCUUAACUUGAAAUUUAAAUUUUCAAUUCAGAUUUCCUUUGCCUCCAACUGAUUAUUUUUUCUCAAGUUCAGGCCUGAGAAUUCCUUAUUACGCUCUCGACUGGAAUUUUCAAUGAACAGAUCGGAUUGUUUUUUCAAUUUUCUUUUCGGAAAAGAUAUCUCUUACAACCUUCUGUUGACUUUUUUCCGCCUAAGCUCGCCAACCGAAAAUCCGCCGGCCGCAAAAAAUCGGCAAGCUACCUGUCCAUUGAAUUGUCUACAGGUGUACGGAUGAUGGGCUGAAUGGAUGGCGUGCAGAAAACAUUGCUCGGUCCUAACCUAACCUAGCUAGUUCUCCACUAGGCUGUGACAGACAGCUGAUGGCAAUCGGUAGUCAGGCCCAAAGUCACGGUCACAUGAAUAAAUGAUACAAAUUUGGGAACGGAGGCGUCAGGCGGGCGUUCGUCGAUGGUGUGGAAAAUUCAUGCUUCGACCGGAUUGUUUUUUUGGCGCUGGCUUGAAGCCGGUCGUGGGAGGAUUUGUCGAUGGCCUCUGUUUUUGGAAAACCGAUUUAGGCGAACUUUAUAACUCUCUUUUGAAGAUUUAGAGUUUUAUUGAAGUACUGUAAAAUUAUCUGAUGGUCAUUUAGUGAUUUAGAAAACUUGUUCAAAUGAAGUGCACGUUUGAUGAUUUGGUUAUAGAAACAUUUCUUUAUCACUUGUUAUAUUAUCGCAGUAUUUCUGCUUGGAUAUAGAACUCGAAAUUUAUAGAAAACUAGCUGACCCGGUAAACUUCGUUUUACCUUCUAAAGUAUAAAUCGUAAUAAAUGUUUAAUUUCAUCUACACGUCCUUAACUGCAUUGUGCUCGCCAAUAGAUUCUUAUGGAAAUUGUAACAAAUAAAGUUUAAUUUGUAUUGGGACCCCCUAUCAUCAAAAGUGAGAUCCUUGAAACUAUUAUACAAACCAUCUCUGACCCAAAAAACCCUUGGAUACCAAAUUUCACUUCAUUCCGACCGACCAUUCAUACGUGAUGUUAUUACAAAGAAAACGCCUUCAUUUUUAUAUAUAAGAUGUGAAGAAGAGAUAACUUUGUAUGGGGACCCCUCUUUCAUAAAAAGUGAGAUUCUUGAAAGUAUUAUACAAACCAUCUCUGACCCAAAAACCCUCGGAUACCAAAUUUCACUUCAUUCCGACCGACCAUUCAUACGUGAUGUUAUUAAAAAGAAAACGCCUCCAUUUUUAUAUAUAAGAUGUGAAGAGAUAAUUUUGUAUGGGGACCCCCUUUCAUAAAAAGUGAGAUUCUUGAAAGUAUUAUACAAACCAUCUCUGACCCAAAAAACCCUCGGAUACCAAAUUUCACUUUAUUCCGACCGACCAUUCAUAAGUGAUGUUAUCACAAAGAAAACGCCUCCAUUUUUAUAUAUAAGAUACUAGCAGACCCGGUAAACUUCGUCUUACCAUGUUAAACUUGGCGUCUAUUUUCCAUUUUUUCUUUGCUGUUUGACUUUAAAAAAGCAUCAAAUCUUGAGUUGUUAAUCGUCUCGCUUUCUUGAACAUGUCCUAGUUUUUUUUACAUAUCCAUAUUUUCCAUUUGCUCGAAUUGUUCUGCCUAAUUAUCUCGGAAUCAAAUCUAAGAACUUCAACUCAAUUCUACGGGUCUUUUCAUAAAUUACCAAAAAAUUUGCGCCAAUCAAUCUUACAUGCAUUUUACAUGAAAACUUUUCAUUCACAUUCGGAUGCUUUGAGUAUUGCCGAAUGGUAUCAGAUAUCAGCUUCCCGUUGCAAAUUCGAUUUUUUCAACACUCAACGUAAUCAUCAAACUUGGCAACCUCAUGCUAAAAAAAAUCCACUGUUUGAAACUUGUUCCAUAAAUAAACAUAUGUUGAUUAUAUCUAUGUUUCAUUUAUUGUAUACCAUUUAGUUGAUUUACUCCGCUUUGCUCGAGUUCACUUUAAGGUUGAAGUCGAAAUCAAAAGUUUCUCAUUUAUUGGAAUUUAUUGCAUAUGAAACUUUAUGGAAGAAGAAUUUUGAAUAUCGCACAAUUUUUGGAAUAUUUCCCCAACAUGCUGCCUAGCGCAGCACUUUUAGCUCCCGAAUAUUUAGCUUUGGAUAGUAUAUUUUUAAGAACUGAAGAAAUAAUAAACAUUUGAGAAAAGUUUUUAAAAACCAUUUUCAAGCAGAUUUUUGUUCACUAUCCUCACCCUUGGAAGCAGUGGUUAUUAAUAUCCAUAUUUUCAUCAAAAUCAUGCCCAGAAAUAAAAGUU